GUCGUCAACCUUGUUCACCAUGGAUGUGUCAGGAGCUGCCUCUCAAAAUGAUGUGCCAUUAGGCUUAGAUACAAAAACCGCGGAAGAAUAUGCUUCCCAGGCUAAAUUGUUUCAAGAGUUCACCAAUAUCUGUAGCAUUGACAAAGCAUGGAUUUUUAAGUCUGAUUGUGAAAAGGGUUCCCAGGCAAUGUUUCUUGUUAGCCAAGCAAAUCUCUUGGCAAACAAAAGGAGGAAACACAUGCUAUCUGCUCAUAUUUCAGAAAAAAGUAACCAAUCUGUUAGCUUCCAUUGGGCCCCGUUCCCUGUUGAGAUGACGGGUGUGUCUAUAAUUGCUCCCUCACCGUCAGGUUUGAAGCUUCUUGUAAUUCGGAAUCAAGAAAGUGGAUCUCCCAUCCAAUUUGAGGUAUGGGACUCAUCUCAGUUGCAAAAGGAAAUACAUGUCCCACAAUCUGUUCAUGGAUCAGUAUAUACAGAAGGAUGGUUUGAGGGCAUCUCUUGGAACUCUGAUGAAACUCAAAUUGCUUAUGUUGCUGAGGAGCCAUCUUCCUCAAAGCCCAUGUUUGAUGGUUUCGGCUACAAGAAAGGAGGUUCUACAGAUAAGGACUGUGGAAGCUGGAAAGGUCAAGGAGAGUGGGAUGAGGACUGGGGGGAAACCUAUGCGGGGAAAAGGCAGCCAGCACUCUUUGUCAUCAAUGUUAACAGUGGAGAUGUCCGUGCUGUUCAAGGAAUUGGGAAGUCCUUGAGUGUUGGACAAGUUGUAUGGGUACCAUCAACCAGUGGUUUGCAACAAUAUUUGGUUUUUGUUGGGUGGCCAUCAGAAAAUGGUCCGCAGAAAGUUGCAAGAAAGCUUGGCAUGCAAUAUGCGUACAAUAGGCCAUGCGCCUUGUAUGCAGUUAGUUCUCCAUUUCAUGAAGCAGAAGCUGAUGUACUUCCACUCAAAAUUACUGAAACCAAAGGCUCUGUGAUGGUUAAUCUAACUGAAAGCAUAAGUAGUGCUCUGUUCCCGCGGUUCAGUCCAGAUGGAAAGUGUCUGGUGUUUCUGUCUGCAAAAAGUUCUGUGGACAGUGGAACAUCCUUUGCAACACAAUCGCUUCAUAGAAUUGAUUGGCCCGCAGAUGGAAAGCCAUGCUCAAGUGCAGCACUUGUUGAUGUGGUCCCUGUAGUGAUGUCUGCUGAGGAUGGUUGCUUCCCUGGGCUUUAUUGUUCAAGUGUUCUUGCUAAACCUUGGCUUUCUGAUGGAUUUACUAUGAUUUUGUCUUCCAUCUGGCGAAGCACUGUAGUGCUACUUGCUAUAAAUGUGCUGAGUGGGAAAAUAUCACGUAUUAGCCCUGUUGAUUCAACUCAUUCAUGGAACAUUCUUACGCUGGACGGGGACAAUGUUCUUGCUGUGUCUAGCAGUCCCAUAGACCCUCCUCAGAUAAAGUUUGGAAGUCACAUAAAGAAGGAAGAAGAACAUGCAAGUGGUACAUGGGGUUGGAUGGAUGUCUCAAGUCCCCUGUCCAGAUACUCUGAAAAGGUUCUAUCUUUGCUAUCAUUCCUUCAGUUCAGUAUAAUGCAGAUUCCUGUUAGGGAUACAUCCAACAACCUUAGUAGAGGUGCCAGUGACCCUUUUGAAGCUAUAUUUGUAUCUUCCAGCUCUCAGAAGAAUGGUGUAUGUAAUCCACUAAUUGUAAUGCUUCAUGGUGGACCACAUUCUGUCUCAGUGACAAGCUUUUCAAAGUCUCUAGCAUUUUUAUCUUCAAUUGGUUACAGCUUACUCAUCGUAAAUUAUAGAGGCUCGCUGGGGUUUGGAGAGGAGGCAUUACAAUCUCUUCCGGGGAAAAUUGGGUCCCAGGAUGUUAAUGACGUUCUAACAGCUAUAGACCAUGUAAUUGACAUGGGACUAGCUGAUCGAUCUAAAAUAUCUGUGCUUGGAGGUUCACAUGGUGGUUUUUUGACAACCCACUUAAUUGGCCAGGAACCAGAUCGGUUUGUUGCAGCCGCUGUGAGGAAUCCUGUCUGUAACCUUACAUUGAUGGUGGGAACAAGUGAUAAACCUGAUUGGUGUUAUGUAGAGGCAUGUGGCAUUGAAGGAAAAUCCUAUUUCACAGACGCACCUUCCAUUGAACAGUUGCAUCUUUUCUACAGCAAAUCUCCUAUUUCACACAUCUCUAAGGUCAAAACUCCAACCCUUAUUCUUUUAGGCGCCCAGGAUCGUCGAGUUCCAUUUGCCAAUGGGUUGCAAUAUGCUAGGGCGUUGAAGGAGAAAGGAGUUGAGGUCAAAGUUAUUGUGUUUCCAAAUGAUGUUCAUUCAAUUGACAGACCACAAUCUGACUUUGAAAGCUUCCUUAACAUUGGAGUGUGGUUCAAGAAGUAUUGUUCUUAAGCAAGCAUUGCUGGUCCAAGGCCAAGUCUGGGAUCUAGGGAUAAUGACUAGAUUGGAAUAUCAUGAUUCGAUAUACUGUUUCCAUAUACAUUUAAUAAAUAAAUAAAGCAAUUAAUCAAUAACGCUCAUUUGUUCUUUGAUGGGGUUGGUUUUCUGGGGCCUUUGCUUAUGUUCAAAUGUUAAUAUUGGCAUAGGAAUGAUCUUAUAAUUGUUAUUAUUUUGGCAUAAUAUAAUGUCAU
Telopea speciosissima is the source of this 2604-nucleotide messenger RNA. Its product is annotated as acylamino-acid-releasing enzyme-like. Lineage: Eukaryota; Viridiplantae; Streptophyta; Magnoliopsida; Proteales; Proteaceae. Gene Ontology annotation, biological process: proteolysis. Gene Ontology annotation, molecular function: serine-type endopeptidase activity. The transcript has 17 exons. The record is from RefSeq and is a predicted model, not a curated record. Bases 20 to 2365 code for a protein of 781 amino acids.